Molecule: messenger RNA, 1619 nt
Organism: Vitrella brassicaformis
Lineage: Eukaryota; Vitrellaceae
Source: the annotation of a GenBank genome assembly
AUGCAGGUGCACGGGGUCAUCGAAGAGGCCCUCGAGGAGCUGGUGGAGCCCCCCAUACACGAGGAGGAGGCCGCCCGAGAGGCCGCCAUACCGGCACAGCCUGCCGUAGUCACGAGUGAGGUGGAGGUCAAGGUGGCCGCAUUCGAGGAGGAGGCGCCGCCCAUGCUGCUGCCACCAGCUGAGGGGGAGAGGGAGGGCGAGAGAGAGAGACCGACGAGAGAAGAGCAGAAACCCGCCCGACUCGUCCGUCGUCCGUCUCAUAUUUCGUCUUUUCUCAGCAUUGUUGGCCUCUCCCCGCCAUCGAUGACGCCGUACAACCUCAACUCGACGGCCACGUAGAGCAGCGACACCGUACAUGGUGAGACCUCACGCCCCCAACUGCACCAACGGCUUCCCCCAGGGCUACGGAUCAUAUGAGGACCAGGUAAUACUGCAUGUGUGUAUGUAUGUGAUGGGCGCCAUGCCAUUGUCUCUGUAUGUGUGUGUGUGUCUGUGUACCUGCAGGGCGUCCGGGCCCCCCACUUCCGGAGGGGAGCAGUCAGACACACACAGACACUCACUCCGUGGCAGCAUCCAUGUGUGCUGUUGGUUCAGACCAACGAUGUUGAGUUCAAGAAUUGUUACGACGGACGGACGACGGCCGAGCAGCGCCUCUUCGAUCAGGCGUUGGUGAAGAUAGACAAGGGGCGGUAUAAGGCCGCGAAAAAGUUCUUCAGACAGAAGUGGAAGAAGGUGACUGACGGCACCGACCCAAACACGGCAACACAACCCGAAUGCACGUGUGCGUGUGUGUGUGUGUGUGUGUGUGCAGGAGGAGCAGUCGUUAGAGGAACUCAGGGAGCACAUCUGGCCGACCGAGGCCGACGAUGCCGAGCUGCGCGCCCAGCACCAGCAGUGGCAGCAGUUGCCGGACAAGAUAGAGGACGAGAUAGAGGCCAAGACGACCCUCAACGACUACCUCAUCACGCUCAAGACAGCAAACGUCAAGAAGCUCAAGAGACACAUUGGCUACUCGGGGGAGGGCAACUUGUCAAGCUGCCGCCAUCGUGCCGACUUCCGCGUGAAAAGGUGCGGAGGAAAGACCGAGGCGCGGCAAUUUCUUAAGUCGUCCGCUUUGUGUCUCAAUCGGGUGUGCGGCGAUCCAUCGCCGCCUACAUUUUAUAUCUGUGGGUCCCUUGUUUUAUACCCGUCGUGUGCCUUACCCCGUCGUGUGCGCGCGGCGUGUAAGCAGUCUAAAUAUACAAAUCAGGCCCCGUGAUAGGGCCUCUUGUCUGUGUGUGCAGAUGGAUCGCUGUCUACGUUUUAUAUUUGUGGGCCUCUCCUACCCCAUUGACGCCGGCUGGUGUGCAUGGACCGCAUAAUGACAUCUCGGCGGCCCCAAAGGGCAGUCAGUGAAGGCCUAAAUGCUAAAGGAAGAGGCUCAUGAACAUUCGCUGGUGUCUCUUCUCCGUCUGUUCCCUUCUCUGUCAGGUUCUUGACCUCAAGAGCUUGUACGAACUAUGGCCGAGGGCGUUACACACUUACAGAUGAGCAGCAAUUGGCGGCUGUUGUUAACAGUGCGCACGCGUGUGGAUGGAGUUUUCUCUGAGUUACCCCGCCACCAGCUCGCGCCAACCCAC